Messenger RNA from Cylindrotheca closterium, 1395 nucleotides. Lineage: Eukaryota; Bacillariophyta; Bacillariophyceae; Bacillariales; Bacillariaceae. The record is from the annotation of a GenBank genome assembly.
AUGAAACCAUGGUUGUUUGUCAGCUUGCUGGGGACCAUCCAAAUCCAAUUGGCAAUAGUCAAAGCUGCUGCAUUUCUUUCCCCAUGCUCGAAUAUACGCCACAGCGCUGACUAUCGAAGAAUACCUGGACGAGAAUCCAGGAGCAAGCGUCAUCAACACGUGGACAUUUCAGAGACUGCUGAUCGGGAUCUUGGCCCCUUGGAAGAAUGGGCAUCCGCCUGUGGAGUUCAGCGCGCUAGUGGACUUCAAUUGACUGGUGAAACGAUAGAUGGUGUUUUGGAUGUCGCCCUCAUGACCAACGAAAAUCUUCCUGCAAAAAGUCCUGUCUUAUUCAUUCCCCAAGAAAUGAUACUUUCCAGCAAUCAGGCGGUGCAAGAAUUUGGACGGCAGGAGGAAGCAGAAAGUAUUUUGUACAAAAAUGGAGCGGAAACAGAGCUGCCACAAUACUACUUGAUGCUCAAGAUUUUGUACGAAUGGGAACGUGGCGACCAGAGUCCCUGGUUUCCUUAUCUGAAUUCAUUGCCACGGUGGUUCUGCAAUGGUGUCGGUAUGACGGCCUUUUGUUACAAAUGUAUUCCUCCUCUAGUAGGUUCUCUAGCCCAAGCAGAGCGGGUGCGGCUGAACCGUUUGUCUGUCAAGAAGGUCCCUUUUUUGAGUGUGGAAACCCGCGGCAAUCCCGACCUGUGGAAAUGGGCGUUUCAGAUUGUAUCUACCCGCAGUUUCGAAGCCGACGAUGGUAGUGGCGACCUGCGCAUUGUCCCAAUGGCGGAUUUGGUCAAUCAUGGAACUAAUGCCUCAGUUGAAUACACCUACGAUGCAUCAGGCAACUGUCUUGUCCAAACAACCAGGGACACGCCCGCUGGGUCACCGCUUUGCAUGAGCUAUGCUGACCCAACCAAUCCGUCGCACUUGCUGGCAAAGUAUGGAUUCUUGGACGAGUCAUCUCCAGCCACAUUCUGCAAAAUCUUUGUACCACACGUCAAUGACGAACUGAUCAACCUUGGCUAUGCAUAUGAUCGCAUGUUAUUCUACAAGGAAUCAGGAGACGUGUCAUCCGAAGUAUGGGAUGUCUUGUUGUAUCAAGUACUGACAGAACAAGGACAGUUGGAGCAGCGAAACGAGUUCUACCAAGCGCAUCUCUGUCUCCAACAAUCAGGAGAUGGAAAUGCGGACCAAUACGAAGCCAUCAAGGAGAGGAUCCACGAACAAUAUUACUCGGAAACCAGUUCCAAAUUAUGGGAGCACCUAGAUACCUUUCUCAACGAACUGAAUGAUUUGUCGUCCAAGGCAUUCGGGCGAAGUUUUGACAAGCACCCCAGACUACCUCUCAUUCUGAGGCAUAAUGAGUUUGUCAAGAAUACAUUCUUGGCAGUACGCCAGCGACACUUUGGUUGA